ACAUUCUCAGUCUUGAAUCUCUUGAUCUACCAGCACGAUACAGAAGCCGAGAAUCGGAUUCAACUCCAUCCAAAAUGAGAAAACGCGAUUUGGCCAUCCUCAUGCUCUCCGCCGUCUCCAUCUUCUUCUCUCUCCAGCACGAAGGAGAUUUCUCUUUCAGAGAGGCGUGGUUUCAUUUAACCGAUGAGUAUCCAAUCAAAUACGAGACUGAACGUCUCCCCCCGCCGAUUGUUUCCGAUCUUAAUGGCGACGGCAAGAAAGAAAUUCUUGUCGCCACUCACGACGCCAAAAUCCAGGUGCUGGAGCCGCAUUUGAGGAGAGUAGAUGAGGGGUUUAGUAAAGCAAGAUUGUUAACGGAACUAUCACUAUUGCCUGAUAAAACACGGGUUGCGGCAGGUAGACGUGCGGUAGCAAUGGCUACUGGUGUAAUUGAUAGGAGAUAUAAGGAAGGGCAUCCGUUAAAGCAAGUUUUGGUUGUUGUAACCUCAGGGUGGUCUGUUAUGUGCUUUGAUCAUAACCUUAAGAAGCUCUGGGAAACUAAUUUGCAGGAGGAUUUUCCGCAUAAUGCACAUCAUAGGGAGAUUGCAAUAUCAAUAAGUAACUAUACAUUGAAGCAUGGGGAUUCUGGAUUGGUUAUUAUUGGUGGGAGAAUGGAACUGCAGCCACAUAUUUAUUCAGAUCCUUUUGAAGAAAUUGGCAUGGCAGAGAAAAAUGCUGAGCAGCAUAGAAGAAGCGCCAGUGAGAAAGAGCCAUCAGAGAACUCUGGAACUGUGAAUCUACGCCAUUUUGCCUUGUAUGCUUUUGCUGGUCGAACUGGUGCCCUUCGAUGGAGCAGAAAGAAUGAGAACAUUGAAGCGCAGUCUUCAGACGCUGCAUCACAGUUGAUUCCACAACAUAACUACAAGCUUGAUGUGCAUGCUUUAAACAGUCGCCAUCCAGGAGAGUUUGAAUGCAGGGAAUUUAGGGAAUCAAUCCUUGGAGUUAUGCCACAUCACUGGGAUAGGAGAGAAGAUACUGUGUUGCAGCUAUCGCACUUUAGGCGCCAUAAAAGAAAAACAUCAAAAAAAUCUAAUGGAAAGACAACAAACUACCCUUUCCACAAGCCUGAGGAAAACCAUCCUCCUGGAAAAGACUCAGCAAAGAAAAUUUCAAACCUGAUUGGGGAAGCUGCAAAAUAUGCUGGCUCAACAAAAUCAAAGAAGCCAUUUCAAUAUAUUCCAACCAUAACAAACUACACUCAGCUUUGGUGGCUUCCUAAUGUUGUUGUGGCUCAUCAAAAAGAAGGGAUAGAAGCUGUUCAUUUGGCAUCUGGCCGCACCCUGUGUAAGCUUCAUCUUCAAGAAGGUGGCCUUCAUGCUGAUAUCAAUGGUGACGGAGUCCUAGAUCAUGUCCAGGCUGUUGGAGGAAAUGGAGCUGAGCAGACUGUCAUUAGUGGAUCAAUGGAAGUGUUGCAACCAUGUUGGGCUGUUGCAACUUCGGGUGUACCAGUGCGAGAGCAACUUUUCAAUGCUUCUAUAUGUCAUCAUCAUUCACCACUCAACUUAUUCCAACAUGGAGAUUUCGGCAGAAAUUUUGGUCGGACUGAUGUAUCUUCUUUAGAGGUGGCAACCCCUAUUCUCAUCCCAAGAGGUGAUGGCCAUAGGCAUCGCAAGGGGAGUCAUGGUGAUGUUGUCUUCUUAACAAAUCGAGGGGAGGUGACAUCAUACUCCCCUGGCCUGCAUGGUCACGAUGCUGUUUGGCAAUGGCAAAUAUCGACAGGUGCUACAUGGUCAAAUCUUCCUUCUCCAUCGGGGAUGAUGGAAGGUGGUAUGGUGGUCCCCACAUUGAAGGCAUUUUCUUUGCGUGCACGUGACAACCAACAAAUGAUCCUCGCAGCUGGUGAUCAAGAGGCUUCAGUUAUAUCUCCUGGAGGAAGUAUUCAGACGUCGGUUGAUCUUCCUGCACCACCCACCCAUGCUCUGAUCUGCGAGGAUUUCUCAAAUGAUGGACUUACUGACCUAAUUGUUGUGACAUCAAAUGGGGUGUAUGGCUUUGUCCAGACUAGGUCACCAGGUGCCCUCUUCUUCAGCACAUUGGUGGGUUGCCUUCUAAUUGUAAUGGGAGUUAUUUUUGUCACACAACACUUGAACUCCAUAAAGGAGAAACCACGCGCCUCAUCUGCUGCUCGAUAAUAACAGCCCUCGAUGAAAACAGCGUUUUAUACUUGUGGUACCCACGGUCACAGCCCUUGAAAGAAAAAAAAUUGCAUCAAAGCACUGUUGUUGGACAGUCCCUUGUAAUCUGCGUAACAGGCAACUGGUCAAACAAUUGCAAGGCGAAGUGUCCAAAGGUUUGAUGGAGUUCUCUGGAAUGAUACUCGUCACCUGAAUACCCCCCUGCUCCUACUGUAAAAUGUGUACUGUACACAUAGGGGGGAUUCCUCUGAGCUGAGCCUGACAUGGUUUUUAGGAAAUAUUGUAUUAGCUUGUAACAAAAGCAAAUAUUCAUGUUUGUUGCAGACGUUAAAAACUUUAAAAGUUAUUGUCAGAAGCCUUGGCUGUCAGCAAGCUACAGUGAAAUCUGACGAGGAAGGAGAAUUACAUAUUGGUGAUGGAUUGUCACCCUAAUUUUUUCCCCAAUAGAAGCUGCCCUUGAAGUUGAGUGGCGUAAA
This is a messenger RNA of Populus nigra (black poplar), 2650 nucleotides long. RefSeq lists its product as uncharacterized. The transcript is spliced from 13 exons. The record is from RefSeq and is a predicted model, not a curated record. NCBI's taxonomy places the organism in Eukaryota, Viridiplantae, Streptophyta, Magnoliopsida, Malpighiales, Salicaceae. The coding region runs from base 75 to 2171 and encodes 698 amino acids.